Messenger RNA from Cuscuta europaea, 2037 nucleotides. The record is from the annotation of a GenBank genome assembly. NCBI's taxonomy places the organism in Eukaryota, Viridiplantae, Streptophyta, Magnoliopsida, Solanales, Convolvulaceae.
CCCAGGGUCAUCUGAGUGUUCUUGAACGGUUGAUCGCUUCGUCAAUCACAGCAAAAAAUCCCUCUUUGCCCUGACUGUAUUUGUUGGUUAUCAGCCUAUGGAGUCUCCUUCGCAGCUCUCCAGAUACGCUACAAAGAAAAUAGUAUUUCCUGGUGGAAGAUCAAAGGAUGUAGCGGUGGAUGACAUUCCAACUUCGAUUAAUGGGACUUCAAAGACUCUUAAACAAAAAGAGAUUUCUUUGCAUGAUAUCAUUCAUCUGGACAUAGAAGAUGAUGAUGAUGAUUCUACUGAAGCUAGGCUGGGUAAAGGGACUUCUAUGUCUAAUGGAAAAGAGAAGAUAUUUAUCGAUCUCUCAUAUGGUCUCAGUGAUGGUUCAAAAGUUAAGGGGGCUCAGACUUCAAAGAAAAAUUACUCUUCUGGUUCAAAAAAUGUGAUAGACUUGGAGGAUUCUGAAUCAUGUGGAGAAGAUUAUAUGUCUUAUGACAAGUCAAAUUCAAUGCUUGGUCAGUACAAAAAUUUGCAAUCACAUUCCGAGGUGAGGAAAAAGAUAAAUAUAAGUAAUGGCUCAAUUAUCGGGCAAAGGACCACAAGGGUGGGGCCAUCCGUCUCAUUUUCGGUACCUGCUUUAGGGAAGAAGAGAUCAGCUGCAAUUGAUACUUCAAUCGAUACGAAUUCAAAGAAGAAGUCAUCCAAUGCUGAAUGGAUAAAUCCCCCCUCAAUGCCUUUGACUCCCCCAACUAUUUUUCCUGGAUAUGUUCCAAGUGGUCAUUUUUUACCUCAUGUCACUCCUUAUGAAUAUGCAACUGCUGGACAAAAUCUACCGCAUUCAUUGCAGUCAGCUUCUACUUGUUCACACUCUUCAAAUAUAGAUGAAAUUACGAAGAGAUUCCGUGCUUUCAAGAAAUUUGAUAUAGUGCAGGAUGUUUCAGGCCAUCACUAUUCUAAAAAUGCUUCUAAAAGGCCAUCAAAAGCCUUUCUGAAAAGAAUACAGGAGGAGUGGAAGAGUCUGGAGAAAAAUCUGCCUGAUAAGAUAUUUGUUAGAGUGUAUGAAUCAAAAAUGGAUCUUAUGAGAGCAGUUAUAAUUGGAGCUGCAGGAACUCCCUAUCAUGAUGGACUUUUCUUCUUUGAUGUUUACUUUCCCAGCAACUAUCCCAGCGUUCCACCGAAAGUUCACUAUCAUUCUGGUGGUCUUCGUAUUAAUCCAAAUUUGUAUAACUGUGGCAAAGUGUGCCUGAGCCUCCUCAACACUUGGAGUGGCAGUGGGAAGGAGAAGUGGAUCGCGCGUGAAUCAACAAUGUUGCAGGUUUUGGUUUCUAUACAGGGGCUGAUUUUGAAUGCACAGCCCUAUUUUAAUGAACCUGGAUAUGCUGCCUCUCAAGGGACUCCUAUGGGCGAAAAGAUGUCGCUACAAUACAACGAGAACACAUUUAUCUCAAAUCUGAGAACAAUGGUUUAUUCCAUGAACAAUCCACCCAAGCAUUUUGAGGAUUUUGUUGUAGGAUAUUUCGUUCAGUGUGCUCAAGAUGUUCUGGUGGCAUGCAAGACAUAUAUAGAUGGUGCUCAAGUAGGUAGCCUUGUUGGAGGAGGGGUGCAAGAUGUUGAUGAAAGCGAUAAAAGCUGUUCAGACGGUUUCAAGAAAUCUGUUGCAAGCUUUAUCAGGACACUUGUAACAGCAUUCACUAAGGUUGGUGCAAAGGACUGUGAUAAAUUUCUCCACUUGCAAGAAAAAGCAGUUCGGCAAGUUUUUUCACCCAUGACGUUGAAUAAUUUCUUUCAUUGAGUUGAUCAAAUCUCGUACUCGAGCAGAGCUGCUGAGUUUCGUCUUUGAGGGCUUCUUCAGACCGACUGACGGUUUACUCCCUUGUAGCAAUUACAGAUCAAAUUUGAAUGUUCUUAAUGAACUAAAAAUGUAUAUAUGACAAUUUAUAAGUUAGUUCAUCUGCUGCUCAUUGAACUGUAUGAAAUGGCUCGUUGAAUGAUUAAAAUAAUCCUUCAUUCUUGACCAAUGGGUAUUUUUUCAUUUUCGGAUCCAUCUUG